GAUCACAGUGAAGCUAAAGUGAACGCACCUCUGAUGGCGAGAGUGUGGUAACAUCGAUCUGCUGUCCUUGCUGUUGAGCGCUCAUUGUUGGUCGGUGAGGGCAGCGUGAAUGCGAAGAUUCCAAGAAGCGGGACGCUAGGCGGGAGCGCGAGUGGAGCAGUCGAAUCGACGAGGCGGACAGAGGGGCAGGCAGUCCAAAGUCGAUUGACUGACCGGCACGACGUGGGCCGGUCCAAAGCCACUUUACUCGACUCCACUCCUUGACCACCAAUCCUCGACGUCACUGACCCCUCCUCGUCUGCGUAAUGGCAGCUCAGUCGAAGCCAAACAAGGGAGCCAGUGCCGUGGCAGGCAGCAGUGGCAAGGCCAAGGGCAAGAAGGCAACAACUUCGCAGCCUGGCCUCGCGCAAAUGGUCGUGGCUCAGGUCCUUACCCUUGACAAUGCCAAGACAGUCGUUUUCUGGUACAUUGUAUACCGGCUCUCCCUCCGAGCCUGGCGUCACCUCCGCAUAUACGGUGUGACAACGACCCUAUACCAAGGCUACGUCGAGCUCUCACGGCGAAUCCUCACCCUCCUCCUCAAAAUACCUGCAGCAAAGCGCAGGGUCAACAAGGAGCUGGACGCAGCCACAAAGGAUAUCGAAGGGAAGCUCAUCCCGCGCCCGACAGAUUUGAAUGUCAAUGAGCGGUUGCCGCCCUACGGCAAGGAUAAAGGAUGGAUUCGCGCUGAGCUGCAGAAGCUCCAUCGUCUUACUCCUUCGUCUACUACUGCGAGCAAGGAAGGUGCAGCCAACUCGGUCCAUACAGACCAAGAUGCUGGGAGUGCUGGCGAGAUAGCACACGCAGAAGCUGCCUGGCGUAACGGCAAAGUCUCUGGCGCAGUCUACCACGGCGGGCAAGAGCUCAGUGACCUCAUCGCCGAAGCCAUCAAGCUCUUCCUUGUCUCCAAUCCUCUCCACCCAGACCUCUUCUCAGGCGUACGCCGUAUGGAAGCGGAGAUCAUCUCCAUGUGUCUCCGCAUGUAUAAUGCCCCCUCCUCCGCCUGCGGAACCACCACGAGCGGAGGGACAGAGUCCAUUUUGAUGGCCUGCAAAGCCUACCGUGAUUGGGCGCGUAAAGAAAAGGGGAUCACAGAACCCGAGCUCAUCAUUCCGGAAUCAGCGCACGCCGCCUUCGACAAAGCCGGAGCCUACUUUGGCAUCAAGGUGCACCACGUACCCGUCGACCGCCACUCGCGCAAGGUCAUUGUGAGCUACGUAGCACGCGCCAUCAAUUCCAACACCAUCGCGCUCGUCGGCUCGGCGCCCAAUUUCCCCGACGGAGCGAUAGACGAUAUCCCCUCUCUCGCCUCGCUGGCCAAGAGACACAAGAUCGGCAUGCACGUCGAUGCCUGCUUGGGCUCCUUCCUUGUCCCAUUCCUCGAGCGUGCCGGGCUACCCUCCGAGCCUUUCGACUUCCGCGUUCAAGGCGUCACCUCCAUCAGCUGUGAUACGCACAAGUACGGCUUCGCGUGCAAGGGCUCUUCAGUAGUCAUGUACCGUGACCAAGCACUGCGCAGAUGUCAGUACUACGUGCAGCCAGACUGGUCAGGCGGGGUGUAUGCGUCCCCUACCAUUGCAGGCUCAAGACCCGGAGCACUCAUCGCGGGUACGUGGACGGCGAUGAUGUCCCUAGGGGAGGAUGGCUACACCAAAUCCUGCCAUGAAAUCGUGGGCGCGGCUCGUGCCAUCGAGCAGGGGAUCCGCGAUGAGAUCCCGGACUUGCAAGUGCUGGGCAAGCCUCUCGUCAGCGUAGUGGCCUUUGCUUCCUCCAACCCUUCGCGUCUGAGCAUCUACGAGGUCGGGGACCUAAUGUCGAAGCGUGGCUACCAUCUCAAUGGACUGGCUACCGACCCACCUGCGGUGCAUAUCGCCUGUACGACGCUUACGGUUCCGAUUGUGGAGGAACUGCUUCGGGAUUUGAAGGAGUGUGUAGCAGAGGCGGGGAGAAGUAGUAAGGGACCGAAGGGGUCAAUGGCACAACUGUAUGGCUUGGGAAGUAGCUCGGCUGUUGGACCCGCGUUGGUUACGGAGUUGGCGACGAGGUUUAUCGAUACGUUGACGAAGAUGUAAAUGGGCGGGGCCAGGAAGGAGUACGGGUUGCGGACAUUGCAGCGACGAUUCUAUUUGGUUCGUAUGAGCACGGUUUGCAUUCUUUAAUGACUACGACG
Messenger RNA from Jaminaea rosea, 2209 nucleotides. Its product is annotated as sphinganine-1-phosphate aldolase. Gene Ontology annotation, cellular component: endoplasmic reticulum. Gene Ontology annotation, biological process: sphingolipid catabolic process; carboxylic acid metabolic process. Lineage: Eukaryota; Fungi; Basidiomycota; Exobasidiomycetes; Microstromatales. The transcript is spliced from 2 exons. The record is from RefSeq and is a predicted model, not a curated record. The coding region runs from base 306 to 2111 and encodes 601 amino acids. Gene Ontology annotation, molecular function: sphinganine-1-phosphate aldolase activity; pyridoxal phosphate binding.